Messenger RNA from Funneliformis geosporum, 2166 nucleotides. Lineage: Eukaryota; Fungi; Glomeromycota; Glomeromycetes; Glomerales; Glomeraceae. The record is from the annotation of a GenBank genome assembly.
AUGGGAAAACGAAAUAGAGCAACGAUGUUACCAAUUAAUUUACCACAAUUACAAAAUCUUAUAAAAAGGGAUCCUAUAUCUUACAAACAAGAUUUUUUGCAACAAUAUCGACAUUUUGAAUCACAGUUGGACAUUUUUAAAUUGAAACCCGACGAAGAAGCUGAAGAAUUCGGAAGGUUGAUAACUUUCAUUUCACAGGUAGCACAAUGCUAUUCACAAGAAACCAGCUCGUUUCCAAACCAAUUAAUAAAUUUGCUUUCAGAAUGUUAUCAAAUUUUAAAUCCUAAUGUACGUAGAACUAUGGUACAAGCAUUGGUUUUGUUACGUAAUAAAGAUAUUAUACCGAGUAUCACACUAUUAUCCUUAUUCUUUACAUUAUUCCGAGCUAGAGACAAGCAAUUAAGAGAAUUGUUAUAUUCGUAUAUAGUAACGGAUAUAAAAAAUCAAAAUUCUAAGCAUAAAAAUAAUAAACUUAAUAAAACCUUACAAAGUUUUAUGUAUACAAUCUUACAAGGACGACAGCAGCAACAACAAGAACAAAAUAAUGUUAAAAUAGGGGGAGAAAGAAUUGAUUCUAAAAUGGGUGAAGAUUCAAUUUCUGCAAAAAAAAGUCUGGAUGUUUGUAUUGAAUUAUAUAGAAAAGGAAUUUGGAAUGAUGCAAAAACAGUUAAUGUAAUAGCUGAGGCUUGUUUUCAUCAAAUAUCAAAAAUUAAAGUUACUGCAAUCAAAUUUUUUUUGGGUUCAAAUCAAGAUCAAGAUGAUAGUAGUGAAGAUGAGAAGGAAAUACCAAAUAUAAAAAGAUUACAACACAUUAAUCAGAUUAAUAAAGCAAAAAAAUCUAAAAAAAGAAAAUUAGAUAAAGCCUUGUCAACGGUUCGUAAAAAAGAAAUACAAAAACAUAGAGCAGAAAAUUUUAAUUUUUCUGCUUUACAUCUGUUAAAUGAUCCUCAAGGAUUUUCCGAAAAGUUAUUUUCUACUUUAACAAGCUCACAGUAUAAUGAUCGUUUUGAAGUUAAAAUAAUAACUUUAAAUUUAAUUUCUCGUAUAAUUGGUAUUCAUAAAUUAGUCCUGUUAAAUUUUUAUAGCUAUUUACAAAGAUACUUGCAACCACAUCAACGUGAUGUUACAUUAGUAUUGGUAAUAUUGGCUCAAGCUUGUCACGAACUUGUUCCCCCUGACGUAUUAGAACCUGUCGUAAGAGUUAUUGCUAAUAAUUUUGUUAGCGAUCAUUGCGCUGGGGAAGUUAUGGCCGCUGGGUUAAACGCUAUAAGAGAGAUUUGUUCAAGGCAACCAUUAGCUAUAGAUCUUACUCUUUUACAAGAUUUAACAGAAUAUCGCUCAGAUAAGAAUAAAGGUGUUAUGAUCGCUGCUAGAUCUUUAAUUGGAUUAUUUCGGGAAAUUAAUCCGGAAUUAUUGAAACGAAAAGAUAGGGGUAAAGCAGCAAGUAUAAAUUUAAAAGAUUUUAAACCAUUACAAUAUGGUCAAGUUCGUACCAUGGAACAAAUUGAUGGAAUUGAAUUAUUGGAAGAAUAUAAACAAAAGCUUGUUCGUUCUGAAAAUGAAGACGAAUGGUCAAGAUGGGAAAUCGCUUCAGAUAAAGAUAAUUCAAGUGAUGAUGAAGGGUGGAUUAAUGUAUCUUCUGAUGAUAAUCAAGAUAUUAAUGUUAGUGAUAGUAGUGAUGAAGAAGAUAGUAAAAUUAAUGAGAAUGAGAAUGAAAACAAUGAUAAAGCAAAGAAAAUCUCAACUUUAGCGAUGACUCAGCUUUUAAGUCCAGCGGAUUUUGCAAAGUUGAAUGAACUUAAAUUAGAACAUAAAUCUGAACAAUUAGUAAAUGGAGUGAAACGAAAUAGGAGUUCUACACAAGAUGAGCCUUCUGACAUUGUCGAUGUGAAUGCAAUCACUGGCCCACGCAAAAAAGCUAAACAGGAUUACGAAGAACGUUUAGAAUCAAUUAGAGCUGGACGUGAGGGACGUGAAAAGUAUGGAAGUUCAAAAGGCAAAAAGUUUGAAGGUGCUAGCACCACUAACAAAGAAAAAGCUAGAAACAAAGCUUUUAUGAUGGUCAUACAUAAGAAGAAUGCAUUGCAGAAAAAGAAGAUGAGUUUAAGGGACAAACAGAUCCAAUUAACAAGACAAAGCAGUAAUAAGAAAAGAUCAAAGAAAUAA